AUGGGCUUCAACCACGUCUAUCUCAUCGGGUUGCUUCUCUGCGGGUCCUCAUCGUUGGGUUGCCAUGCACUGCAAGCCGGGGGGAGGGUGCGAAUUGUCGAAGGGCGGAGGGCGUCAACCACUGUACCAAGUAACGGACGCCCUGAGGGUCACAUCAGCAAGGCGCGUAUCAAGGGCGGUAGGAGUAGAGCGGCGGCGGCGGGGGGGAGAGCAGGCAGACGAGCGAGCUUGCCGCCAACAACAACGGCCCAAGCAGCAGAUGGCGGCACCGACUCGUCUGGUAGUGUCUCGGAGGGAAACAGCAGGAUAGCUGGUGGCGGUGGACAGCGAAGGAAGAUGGUGAAGAGCAACUCGACAGCCAGCAUGAAGCUCAUGGCACGGCUGCGCAGAAAGAUGAAAGAUGCGAGGCAUGUCCCAGAUGUGUCGAAGAUGCUCCGAGACGGCCUGCCGUACCUGACGGAGAUCGAAGCCACCGAGGUGCAACUGGCCCUUGCCGUGUCCAUCUACGCCCACUCCAAGACUACCGCUACCGGAAGCGAUACCAGCAGCAGCGCUGACGGGCAUCCCGAUGACCGUGUAAAGGCCGGUGUAGAGGUGUGCCUCCAACUCGGUCGGCUAGGCAUGGGCAGGGACGCGCUGCUUGCCGCUAUCCUGGGGGGCGUCUUGCGACCGGAGACGGCCAAGCAGCACUCUACGCACCCCGGCUUCGGCCGCGCACCGGUAACGGUGGUAGAUAUUCGGGAAGGCUUCGGCAAGAACGUGGCUCGCCUUGUCGCUGGGCUGGAGCACGUGACGUGCGUCGAGGAAACCGCACACGCGGUUCUCAGGGGCACUCCCAGCAGCGGCUCUUCCGUUGGGGAUAUGUCAGGCGCGACGGCAUCUGAGCGAGCAAGGCCAUUGGAGGGGGAGGGGGGGGGACAGGACGAGGAGGGCGCGCCGCUAUCUCCUGCUAUGCUCAUUGGGGCACGAGAGAGAUUGCCUGCGGAGCCAGGGGGGUGGGGGGGGAGGGGGAGGGGGAGGAAGACCCGCAGUUUGAGGGAAGCAUCGGCCUUGGAGCAGGGUGAGAGUCUUCGCAACCUCAUCGUGUCGGAGGCUGCAGAUUGGCAGGUGCUGACGCUCAGGCUAGCAGUGCAGCUGCAAGCGCUCAAGAACUCCUCGCCGGAUGGCAGCAGCUGGAAGGACAAACAGUUGGCGAGGGAUGCGUUGUUGGUCCACGGUCCUCUGGCGCACCGCUUGGGCAUACACCAGCUGAGGAACGAGCUCGAGACCGUGGCGUUCGGAAGACUCUUUCCCCAGCAAUUUAACAAGGUGCGCCGAGCUACGAUGGACCGAUCUUCCGUGUACGAGAAGGUGGUGGAAGCUACCAAGGCCACGCUGAAGCAGGCGUUAAGAGACGCGCCGGCUUUCACAAACCAGCUUACUGGAGAAGCUACUCUGCAACACCGAAUCAAAUCUCCCUAUUCGAUGUGGAAGAAAAUGGAGAAGAAUCAGGUCGGUGUGGAAGGCGUGUUCGAUGCUGUGGCUGUGCGAGUGGUUUUAGAGGCUCGGAAGUGGCAAGGGGAGUCGCUGGAAUCUUACACACAGCGUUCGGAGGACCUCUGCUACCAGGCUAUGUCAGUGAUCAAGAAGCUCUACCCUUGGUCGCAGUCACCGCAGCGUGUCAAGGACUACGUGGUUAAGCCCAAGCCCAACGGAUACCAGAGCCUCCACGCUACACAGCUCGUGCCAGAUGUUACGGACAUGACGAGGCAUGGCCCAUCCGUCGCGAUUGAAUUCCAGGUGCGGUCGAAAGAGAUGCAUCAGAAGGCCGAGUUUGGUCUGGCGGCCCACUGGAGCUACAAGGAGUCGUCAUCCAGCAUGCCGAGCGGUCUUGGUUGGGAGGAGGACACCAACACGACCAUCACACCGCCUCACAACCACAAGGCCCCCGGAAAGGCAAGAGUACCCGACUCUGUCACGUCAGGACCGGAACUGGUCGACUGGCUCCACCGAGAACUUAGGGAACGCAAGGUGUUUGUAUUCGGGCCUGAUAGGAAGAUCUGGGAGCUGGACAAGGGUUCGGCGACAGCGGGGGAUGCCUUGGGGCGAUCGUACAUGCAGAAGUUCUACGAGGGAGCCUUGCUGCACGACCGAAGAAAGAUUAAGUCAGACGCCAAGGGACAGGGCGCAAAGAGGAAGACACGUACUGCAUGGGUUAAUGGCCGAGAGGUGGACGCCAGCUAUCUGCUCAAGAACGGGGACGUGUUCGAUGUGGCACAAGCCUCACAUCAAGCACCAGAAGACGCGUCGCAAGACGCAUCAGGGAAGCAACCUUCGGCGAAGGAUGGGAAACCAAGAAAUCCGGCAGAAGAGAGCAGCAGCAGUAGCUGGAGGGCGCUCUCAGCGCCUCCCACCAGAGGGCUGACCGACUAAGCCGCCACGUCUCGAUGUGCUGACUGCUUUGACAAGAACUGGCGCGUAUCGUGUUCAUACAAUAUCUAUCUCCGGGCUGGUCAGCCAGGAGAUCCGUCUAAAACUUGUGCAAGCAGCAGUUUGUUGCCUAGGGGGUGCGUAGUGCGUGGCAGUAAAUUGUUACCAUGUAUGCGGAGGGGCCCUUCAAUGUUGCCCUCUCUGCCUGGGGUCGGUAAGUUUUUGAAAGAUUUUGACGAAAGGGGAGAAGCUGACGAAAGGGGAGUUUCGCGCAGUCAGCUUCUCCACACAAUUGAGCCUUCUCGCUAGGAGAAGCCGUUGCCACCACCGACCGCAGUGCUUCAAAUAUUUAGGGACAACGUGAGACAAGGGGGCUUUUUUUGUAAAGAAUUCAUGGAUGUAUGGGAAGAGGACGCUUGACCGACAGAGGACGUUGCAGUUCGGUUUUGAUUAGAGAGGGGGCCUGCGACGCUGUAGUUAGGGGCAGCGCGUUUUUUGCGGGGUGAGGUAAUUAUUGGUCAAAGAAGUUGUUCGUGCACGUUCAUGUGAUAAAAUAGAGUUUCCACUCGUGUGGCCAAAAGUAGUGUGGUUCUACUUGUAGUCUUUUAUGUUGCGGCUCUCGUAAUAUGCUUCUGCGAUACGACCCAAGCCGCAAGAGAUAGAAAACGCGAUAUGCAUAUGGAGUAGCGACUCUGGGGGGGUAUCGAUAGACGUAGAGUUGAUAGACGGUUUACAUUCUCUCUCGGUGUGGAGUCCGGGAUGGUUUUGUAAAAAUGUGACAACGUUUUUACUCCGAGUGAGGUUUCAUUUUCUCAAGCGUUGAGAAGACAAGAACACACAAAAGUUGUGCAUGGCAGGGUUGAACACUCACGGUGAGCUACCGGUUCAUGUAGGGAAAAAUGAUCCCCGGAUAAAAGCUUCUACGUAGGAUAUCCAAGUCACGACCUUGCGUUUGCCUCCCCUCUUCGCUAUAUUCUGGUGCGUCACAGACAAACGUGACACGCCAACAAGAAAGAGAUAUGGGUCACCGUGCCAGCGUAGGAAUUGGCGUCAGGUGUCCCCAACAGCCGCAAUAUUUACGUUGAAUGCAUAUGACCUCCAAAGGUGGCAAUCGAUGCUCGAUAUCAACGCAACACAUGGGUCCGUGAGGUGACACUUCAGCCCACAUCUGGAUCAGAGAAAUCACGCGACCACAUCGCCAACCAAGUCAUGGCUGCAACACCAGGAGGGCUUCGGAUGUUGGUGAUGUUGGUGCGCGCGAUCGCAUACAACCCUUGUCGGCUCUUGGGCAGCAAAGACGGACGGCGCAACUGCUUGAUCUCUUCGGCAAUUGUUACC
This is a messenger RNA of Ectocarpus siliculosus, 3747 nucleotides long. The record is from the annotation of a GenBank genome assembly. Lineage: Eukaryota; Phaeophyceae; Ectocarpales; Ectocarpaceae.